AUGCCAAGACUGAAAAAAAAGUCUUAUCUCCAAAAACAAUCAUCCAACAAGGAUGCAAUGAGAGCAUCAAGGGAUGCUCAUCAACAUAAUGAUGGGUUAAACUUCCCUAAAAAGUGUGAUGGGUUAAACUUCCCUAAAAAGUCUGAUGGGUUAAACUUCCCUAAAAAGUCUGAAAAUGGGUUAAACUUCCCUAAAAAGUCUGAAAAUGGGUUAAACUUCCCUAAAAAGUCUGAAGGUUCUCCUGAAGUAUCUAAAGCUUGUCAAAAGAAUUCUGAAAGUUUACUGAAAGAUUUUAAAAGUUUUGCUGAAGAGUUGCAGAAAGAGUUACCUGAUGAUUUGCCUAGUGCCUCUUGUGUUCAGACGGUAUCACCAGAAUCUUUUACAGGUUAUGAAAGCAAUAUUAUUCAUGACAGCACUAAUCCUUUUCGGUUUGUUUCAUUGAUGUAUGGAUCAUUUCAUCAGGGAGAUGACAGAUUUUCUUGGGAUUCCAGAGGAAGUCAAUGCACAAUUAACUCGCUUUGCGCUUUGAAAUUUUCGCAGUAUUUUGAAUUUUCAUCUCAGGAGUCACUGGAUGAUAUACUCACAGUUGGAGACCAGUUAUAUAAGAAUGUUGUCAGAAAUUUAAGACAGCUUGGAAAUUUUAAACACAGGUUGUUAUGUCUUGAUGAAAUGCCAGAUGAAGUGAAUAUUAAAUGUAAGAAGAUUCAUAUUGAGAAGGGCAAUAUAGUAUCGGGAAAUGCUGUUACACAGUUUGGUAGUUCAAUAUUGCCAGCAUUACACCAGUCCCUAUAUAAUGUUUUACAGUCUGCAAACCAUGUUUUAAUCAUGAUUGGGGCAAUUUGUUCUGCAGUUUUCUUCAAAGAUGGUCUGUACUGGUUCUUUGAUUCUCAUUCACAUGGUAGUGAUGGUUUGUCACAUUCAGAUGGUAGAUCAGUUCUUUUGUCAUUUAGUUGCCUUGAUGACCUUGUUAGUUAUAUGUAUGCAUUGUAUAACAGCAUGAACAUUGAUUUGCUUUCUCAGUAUGAGUUGAUGCCAUUAAAAUUCUCAUUUUUGAUUAGUGACGAAUUCCUUAUAGCAGAGCACGAUUCAAAGUUCAGAAAGGCUGAGAAAGAGAAGAACAAAGCAGCAAAACAAAAAAGUAGACUAGAUGAGCAAGUGAAAAACAAAGAAAGAGUGGCCAAAAAAUUGACAAGGGAUGAUAUUGAUUAUAGGCAGGCAGAAAAGGAUAGAGACAGAGUAGCAAGACAAAAAAGUAGACUUGAUAUUGAUAAUAGGCAGGCAGAAAAUGAGAGAGACAAAGCAGCAAGACAAAAAAGUAGACUUGAUGAGCAAGUGAAAAACAAGGAAAGAGUGGCCAAAAAAUUGACAAGGGAUGAUAUUGAUUAUAGGCAGGCAGAAAAUGAGAGAGACAAAGCAGCAAGACAAAAAAGUAGACUUGAUGAGCAAGUGAAAAACAAGGAAAGAGUGGCCAAAAAAUUGACAAGGGAUGAUUUUGAUUAUAGGCAGGCAGAAAAGAGUAGAGACAAAGUAGCAAGACAAAAAUGUAGACACGAUAUUGAUUAUAGACUGGCAGAAAAUGAGAGAAAUAGAGAAGCAAAACGCUUAAUGAGAAAAAAUGAUUAUGUCUUAGAAAAAGAAAGGAUAAGUAAGCAUGAAUCCAGAAGGAAAAAGCAAACCGAAGAUAGAGAGAGAGUGCUUGACAGAAAUCGAAAAGCAUCUAAACGCAAAGAACCUGAUUAUAGAGAAUCUGAAAUUCAGAAUGCAAAACAAAGAAAAUAUGGCAACAGUGUUGAUGAUUGUAUAAGACUUUUUCAUCGAAGUAUUGAAACUGGUCCACAAUACAUUUGCAGUUGCUGCCAACAAACUUGGUUCAAAGAAAGUUUGAGAGAAUUGCCUAGAGGUCGGCAGUACUCUUUGAAAGGAAACGUUGUUAAUGUGCCAGUUGAAAUUCAACCAGUUGUUGAUGUUCUGCCGAGGCCAUUAGAUGAGAAUGUUACAGUUCCUGUAAAACUGAAGAAAAAAUUGUCACAUAAAUCUUGUGCUUUCACAGAAAAUAUUCGACCACUACGUGUAUUAGUAGCACUACAUUGGCUAUUAAGACACAGUAAACUAUAUACAAAUGCUAAUGUUCAGAUUGAUGAACAGUGGAUAGAACAAGUGACACAGCAUAGUAAUGAAGUGUUACAGGAGUUUUUGUCUGCAGACACAGAGUCUAAUUCAAAAAAUAGUCAGGUAAAUAUAGCUCAUGAAGAGAAAGAACAAGGCAUUGAACAAAAAGGAAGUGAGCUGUAUGAUUCAGAUGCAGAAGAGAAUAUCCAUUUACAAGAAAAUGUGGGCAACAUUGACACACUUGUUGAUUAUGAAAAUUUAGAAAACCGAAGCAAUGUAUUGACAUUUGCACCUGGUGAAAAUCAGCGUCCUCUGAGUAUCUAUCAGGAUAAAGACUCGGAAUACUUAUGUUUUCCUACCAUAUUUUGUGGCCAAACUCGGCAAGAGAAUGAAGAAAGACUUGUCUCUGUUCAUUACAGUGAUAUUGCUAAGUGGGAGUUGCGACAUUUUGAUAGAAGGGCAGCUAACAGUGUGCCAAAUAUUUUCUUCAAAUUGAAAAAGAUUCAAAUGAAACAAGUCAAUGACAAAGUUAAUCUGGCUGUAAGGCGAUGUCAGAUAGAUGGUAGGAAAAUUACUGCCUCACAGGCUCGGGAUGUGAACUGUACUGAAGAAAUUGUGAAAAAAGAUCAAGGUUAUUAUAUAUUUAAACAAUUAAGAAAUUCACCAGCCUAUCUGGAAACAAAGAAAAAGGAUGUGUUUGCAAUGCUACGUCAAUUAGGUAUGCCCACUUGGUUUUUGUCUCUCUCAUCGGCUGAUACAAGAUGGUCUGAUCUGCUGAAAAUGUUAGCUUCUCUAAACAGUGAUGUGGAGUACACAGAUAAUGAUAUACGCAAUCUAUCCUGGGAGCAAAAGGUCAAACUUAUACAGAAAGAUCCUGUAACAUGUUCCCGUUACUUUGACCACAGAGUUCAGCAGUUUAUAAAACUGGUACUAAAAAGUACUCAUAAUCCUCUUGGUGUCAUAUCAGAUUAUUUUUAUCGAGUCGAGUUUCAGCAGAGAGGUUCACCCCAUAUACACAUGAUAGCAUGGGUUCAAAAUUCUCCAAAAUAUAAUGAGUGCAGUGUGAGUGAAAUUACUGCUUAUGUUGACCAGUAUCUUAAGAGCUCGUCUGAUAAUGCUGAUAUGACAGAUCUGAUUCAGUUGCAGAUUCAUCAACAUUCAAGGUCGUGUAAGAAAAAAGAUGUUAGAAAGUGUCGAUUUGGUUUCCCUUUGCCACCGCUCCCAGAAACAAUGGUUCUUGAACCACUUGAGUCAGAUGUAGACAAAUAUAAAAAGCUAUAUGAAAAGAUACAAGAAAAAAUGAAUAAAGAAAAAGAUGGAUUUGAUAUGUCCUACAAGCACUUUUUGACUGAUAUAGUGCAACUUUCUGAACAAGAUUAUAUAAAAUGCAUAAGAAGUACACUGAAUACACCAAAAGUGUUUUUGAAAAGAGAACCGAAAGAUAUUCGUCUCAAUCUUUACAAUGAAACUGUGUUGAGAGCUUGGAAAGCCAACAUUGAUAUACAAUUCAUUUUAGAUCCAUAUGCCUGUGCUAUGUAUAUUGUAUCUUACAUAAGCAAAUCUCAAAGAGGAAUGAGUUCUUUGAUGCAUGCUGCAUGUAAAGAGGCAAGAAAUGGUAAUUUGGACCUGAAACGACAAGUGAGACAUAUUGGAAAUGUAUUUUCGAACAGUGUCGAAGUCAGUGCUCAAGAAGCAGUGUAUUUAGUUCUUCAAAUGUCAUUAACAAGAAGCACAAGAGAUGUUACCUUUAUCAACACGUCUGCUCCUGAAAAACGCAUACAUCUUUUGAAAUCCAAAACUGUCCUUGAUGAAAUGCCCGAUAAUUCUACAGAUGUUAUAGCAGAAAAUGCUAUCAAAAGGUAUUCGAAAAGACCUAAAAAGCUUGAAAACUGGUGUCUUGCUGAUUAUGUUUCUAAAUUAGACAUAGUUUUUCCCAAAAAUGAACACCUUUCAGACAGUGUAGAAAAUGUUAAUGAUGAUUACAAUGAAAGUGAUGAUGAUGGACUUAAACUUGAAAACUUAAAUGAUAGUCAGACAAUUAGUUAUUUCAAAAACGGAGGUCAAAUAAGGAUAAGGAAGAAUGCCAGAGUUAUAAGAUAUGGAAGAUAUAAUCUGAAGUCUGAUGAAGAGAACCAUUUUAGAGAGAAAUUAUUGUUGUUUUUACCAUGGCGCAAUGAAGUCUUAGAUCUUCUUGCAAAUUAUGAGUCUUACAAGGAUCAUUACUUGGCAAUCAAGGCAAAAAUAGAUUGCAAAUGUAUGGAAUAUGAACACCAUGCUGAACAGAUAGAAAUCGCAAGAGAAAUGGCAGAGGUUGAUGAAGAGAUUUUUGAUGAAAUAGCACCUGGAACACAACAAACUGAAGUUGAUACUGCUGCGGAAGAAGUAGUAGAGUCAGAAGCAUUUGUGUACUUCAAUCCAGAUAGAGUAGCUGAACACAGACAUUACGAUAUUGGCAUUGAAUUAGGUAGUGCAUGUUCAAAUGCUAGGGUAGAAUCGAAUGAAAUCUUACUGCCAGAAGAAGAAUAUUUAGAACUUCUACGAUGCCUUAAUACAAAUCAAAGACGUUUUUAUAAUCAUGUAAUUCAUUGGAUCAAAACAAAAACUGAACCACUGUAUGCCUACUUAUCAGGAGGAGCUGGUGUUGGUAAAAGUGUUGUCAUAAAAGCUAUCUUUCAGACAUUAUAUCGGUUUCUCAAUCUGAGAGAAGGUCAAAACUCAGAUGAAACACGGAUUCUGUUGUGUGCUUUCACAGGGAAGGCAGCAUUCAAUAUAAAUGGUUCAACAAUAGCGAAAGCAUUUUUUGAAGGCUACAUGCAAAGUAAUCAGCAAUUAACUUGCGAAAGGCUUAAUACAUUUAGAUCUAAAUACAGAGAAUUAUCUGUUAUUAUCAUUGAUGAAAUAUCUAUGGUUUCAAAGGUUAAGCUGUCCUUUAUAGAUCAAAGGCUGCAGCAAUUAACUGGCACUAACAAAGCAUUUGGUGGACUGAGUAUUAUUGCAGUUGGUGAUUUGUACCAGUUACAGCCUGUCACAGGUGGAUGGAUAUUUAAAGACCUUGAUAGAGGUGCUUCUGCUUUGUCCAGAAAUUUAUGGAAAGAUCAUUUCAGAAUGUAUGAGUUGACUGAAAUUAUGAGACAGAAAGAUGAUAUAUCUUUUGCAGAGUUAUUGAAUAGGCUUCGGCAUAAUGCCCUGACAGAUGUAGAUAGAGCAGAAUUGAAAAAACGUGAAGUAAAGCAAUAUUCUGAGCAGCAUCCUUUACAUGCUCCACACAUAUUUGCAGAAUCUACUUUCAUGAACUUGCAUAAUCAGGAGAUAAUUAGACGUAAGCAGACCCAACACAUCACAGUGAAUUCUCUUGAUGUUGUUAUGUCUCCAAAAUUAUCAAAAGAUAAACAGGAAAGAACACUUAGAUCACUUCCAGAUGAUCAUAACAAAACUGGUAUGCUUUUCAGACUGUUGCCAAUAGUAGUGGAUAUGGUGUAUGAUUUAACUGUCAAUCUGAACACAGCAGAUGGCCUUACGAAUGGAGCUUCAUGCAGAAUUCAGUUUGUUGAAUACAGACAAGUAGAGACAGAUAGACCAAGUAUAAUUUGGGUCCUGUUUGAUGAUCCCAAAGUAGGAACUGAACAAAGACAAAAAUACAAAACAGAGGAUUUUACAGUAGCCAGAUACAUGAUAGCUGGACACCUGUAUUUGAUGUUGACAGGACAUUUUCAUACAAUAGAAAAACUAUUCAGAGAAUACAGUUUCCAUUACAGCCAGCUGCUGGAAGAACUGUUCAUAGAACUCAAGGAUGUACACUUAAUGAGGUUGUGGUCAUUACAUAAGCAUUUUGAACAUGUAAAAGCUGAUCAAAAUGUGUUAUCAGCGCAUAUUAUUGGUUUAGCAGAAACGAGACUGUGCCAGACAGGUCUUUAUGAUGAAUAUGCCAUUGAGGGUUUUCACCUUCUCAGAAAUGACCAGCUGACAGGCUGCAUGCAAAAAGGCCGUCUCAUGGUUUAG
Mercenaria mercenaria is the source of this 6108-nucleotide messenger RNA. RefSeq lists its product as uncharacterized. Lineage: Eukaryota; Metazoa; Mollusca; Bivalvia; Venerida; Veneridae. The record is from RefSeq and is a predicted model, not a curated record. The coding region runs from base 1 to 6108 and encodes 2035 amino acids. The transcript is spliced from 4 exons. Gene Ontology annotation, biological process: telomere maintenance; DNA repair. Gene Ontology annotation, molecular function: DNA helicase activity.